GCGGUAGGUUUCACCUGGUUCAGUUUGGGAGACUUUGACCGGGGUGAAUGCAUUUGCGUGGCCGAUCACCGUUGUCGCCCAGGCAGUUGCAAGUCCGAGUGUACUAUCCCACUUUUUACCGAAGACACACAGGCCUUUCUUCCUCGCCUGGAGAAGACGUGCUCUCCCCCUUGGUGCCUUCAAGUUCCUGGUCCCACUUGGCCUGCGGAAUCUGGCGACAUCCCGCUUGAUGAGGCAUGUCCUGCGAAUCAAAAUGGGGAUCAGAGCUGGAUGGGAGGCUUUCGAUGGGAGGUACGGGCCGGGUUGUUGGGAUGUAAGGUCAAGCACACCUGGUAAGUCUGGCAGAUAUUUAAGUCAUUUUUGACGAUGUUUUUGCUCUCGGCAUUGAUGUCUCAACUUGUGAUGUUGGCAGUUGUUCCAACCGCCAAAGGUGCGGUCUGUGUCGCCGUGACACAACAGGUGUCGCAUGGGCUGCAACUGCAGCAAGCAGCACCCUGUAGCAGCAUCAUGCUGUGAACCCAGUGAGUAUGGUGCAACAGUGGCAGGGGCCACAAACAGUGAUGGCCGCACUGCCCUGAUGUUUGCUGCUCUUGGUGGCCACGAGUCCGCAGCAAAGCUACUCUUAGAUCAUGGUGCUGAUGCCAGGGCUGCAAACAAUGUGGGCCAUACAGCGCUGAUCUUUGCUGCUUUGGGUGGCUGGGAGUCUGUGGCCAAGCUGCUACUGGAGCAUGGCGCUGAUGUCGGUGCUGUUGACCAUGGAGGCGGGACUGCACUGAUGGGGGCUGCUCAAGGAGGCCACGACUCAGUGGCGAAGUUGUUGUUGGAGUAUCGUGCUGAUGCUGGAGCUGCCAACAGCGAUGGUCACACUGCUUUGAUGUUUGCUGCUCAAGGUGGCUAUGUCUCUGUGGCGAAACUGCUGCUGGAGCACGGGGCCAGUGCAGGGGCUGCCAACAAGGUUGGUCACACCGCGCUCAUGGAAGCUGCGCUGGGAGGUCAUGAAUCUGUUGGGAAGCUGCUGCUAGAGCAUGGCUCGGAUGCGAAUGCUGCUGAUAACGAUGGCACCACUGCGCUGAUGUUUGCUGCUUUGGGUGGACAUUUAUCUGUGACAAAGGUGCUGGUGGAGCAUGGAGCCGAUGCAAAUGCUGCAGAUCAUGAUGGUUCCACAGCGCUAAUGUUUGCUGCUCUGAGCGGCCAUGUAUGUGUUGCAAAGCUACUUUUGGAAUCUCAAGCUGAUGCGGCGGCCACUAACGGAGAUCAACGCACUGCCUUGAUGUUUGCUGCUUUAAGUGGGCACGUGUCUGUGACAAAGUUGCUGUUGGAAUAUCGUGCAGAUGCUGGUGCCACCAACAGCGAUGGGCGCACUUCGCUGAUGUUUGCUGCCCUGGCUGGUCAUGAGUCGGCUGCGAAGCUGCUCCUAGAGCACCGUGCUGAUGCAGGAACGACCAGCAGAGAAGGACGCAGUGCGCUGAUGUUUGCCGCACUGGGGGGUCACGAAUCCACUGCCGAGUUGCUCCUGGAGCAUAGGGCAGAUGCAGGCUCCAGUAGCAGGGAUGGGCGCACUGCCCUGAUGUUUGCUGCUCUAAGUGGCCAUGUCUCUGUAGCAAAACUGCUGCUGGAGCAUGGUGCAGAUGCCGAGGCUGCAGACCAUGAUGGUGACACUGCGCUGAUGGGUGCCGCGGAAGGUGGCCAUGACUCGGUGGCGAAACUGCUGCUGGAGCAUGUGCCCAAAGCGAGCGGUGGCCAGGUGUCGGGAUGCCGGCAGCAAUGAUCGCCGACGCUGUUCCAAAA
This is a messenger RNA of Durusdinium trenchii, 1788 nucleotides long. Lineage: Eukaryota; Dinophyceae; Suessiales; Symbiodiniaceae. The record is from the annotation of a GenBank genome assembly.